This is a messenger RNA of Paramisgurnus dabryanus, 1126 nucleotides long. Lineage: Eukaryota; Metazoa; Chordata; Actinopteri; Cypriniformes; Cobitidae. The record is from RefSeq and is a predicted model, not a curated record.
UUCAUCCUGUUUAAGUCAUAAAAUGUUGAGCUCACGUUUGUGUGGAUUUCUGCAUUGCCGUCUAGUUGUUACAGUGGCAGUCGCCGGUCUCAUCUCUCUGAACGUCAUGUUUUUAUGGACUUCACCUCUGACUGUUUGCCUAUCUUCAAAUCGGCCAGGCUCAGGUAGACAACACAUAUGGAAGAACAACUCACUUGUUAAAGCAGUGGUUGACAAACCUGUACUUCUGUUAUGGUAUUGGCCUCAAAAUUACAUAUUCAAUCUGAGUGACUGUAAAACUAUUUACAACAUCGAUGGCUGUCACCUGACGGAUGAUAGAUCUCUCUAUAACAACACAGAUGCCGUGCUUUUUUUCCAUAAAGCUAUUCGUCUAGCCACACUUCCUAAAUCUCCUCGCCCUCCAUUCCAAAAGUGGAUAUGGAUGAAUGUUGAAUCACCAACUAACACUUAUAAAAUACCAGGAAUUAAAAACCUGUUUAAUCUGACUCUCAGUUACAGAGAGGAUUCUGACAUUCCUGUGCGAUUACGACUGACCAGCAGAAAGAUCCCAGAUGAGCAUUUUGAAAUUCCCAAAAAGGAUAAACUCAUCUGUUGGAUUGUGAGUAACAAUUUUAAGAGGACAGGUGCCGAGACGAGAAGCGCUUAUUUUCGAGAACUUAGCAAGUAUGUCAAGAUAGAAGUGUAUGGAAAAGCGUAUGGAUCGUUCCUGGAUUAUAAAGACUACUUUCCUACCAUAGGCAGCUGUAAAUUUUAUCUCUCUUUUGAGAACUCCGUUCACAAGGACUACAUCACUGAGAAGUUAAAUGGACCUCUGGCAGUAGGUACUGUACCUGUGGUGCUGGGACCUCCCAGAAAAAACUAUGAAAGGUUCGUACCGGGUGACUCCUUCAUUCAUGUGGACGACUUUCCAGAUGCAAAGUCACUAGCAGAAUAUCUUAUGCAUCUGGACAUGGAUGAAGACGCCUAUCGCAAGUACUUUAACUGGAGGAGAAAUUUCUCAGCACGUCCUCAUUUAAUAUUAAAGAACCAAGAGUUUGUUCUGGCUAUUUGUACGGCCUGUGAUUAUGUAGGAAAGCAUAGGGACUAUAAACAAAUUCCUGAUAUCUAUGAAUGGUUUUUCAACUAA